AUGGAGUUGGACUUCGACAAGUAUUGUGUUGUAGACGGAAGUCCUACAACUGUCCUACAGGCUCCUAGACUUCAGUCGAAAGUGGGAAAUAGAAAAUCAAAUGGAAAUCCGAAAUGUGGAUAUGAUAUACGGACUAUCAACGAAAACUUUGCUGAGAUUAGCUUUAAUCGCUACCGUAGUGCAUCUUGUAGAGUCGUUCCCCGUAGAAGCGCCAAACGAGAAGGCAAUGAGGUGCUGAGGAGGGGUUCGGUAUAUCAAAGUUCUAGGGAAGUGAGGCUGACGAAAAAAAUAGGUCCUGUUGAGGGAAGGAAAAAAAUUGAGUUCUCGCGAGGGAGUGCACCUGAAUUGCCGUUUGGAAUUAUUGAUUCCUUGUGUAGCUCAGACGAAGAUAGUUUAGCAGUUGAACGGAAAAGGUCCUCAGUAAUGUCGCUAAACUCAGAGCGAAGUACAGCAUCUGUUAGCAAUCCCUGUAUAGAGUUGAGUUCUCGGAAUUCGUUAAAUGACUCUUUCCGUCCUUGUCAAGGAAAAAGUGUCCCACCCAAUGUUUCUUCUUUAUGUUUGGAUUACGGAGAAAACCAAUCUGUUGUUGAUGCAGAUGGCCAGCCGGUUCAGGAUCCCAAGAUCACUUGUGAAUCUGUGACUGGUCCUGUAAAUUAUGGAAACAGCCUAUGGGAAAGAGAGCAAGAUGUCAAUUAUCACAAGUCAUUAUCAAAAAAAUUGGCUUUAUCGCGUUUUCCUGCUCGAUCAGAGAGUGAUAGCUCGAGGGCCAGCAGUCCAAAAGUCCGGUUUAAUCCUGUUAGAAAAAUGUUCGAUCCAUUUGUUAAAGCCAAGUCUCAGAGAAGUCCGUUAAGUUCUGCUAAUGAAGCUGGUCGGGAAACAAUAAUCAGGAUAAAACCUAACAAAAUAUUGCACAAAUCCCUGCUGCAAGAUUCUGCAGAAAUACCAAACGAUUUGGAAUGCAAUUCUCGGUGUCAAGAGAAUGAGAACUGUUCUUCAGUUUUGCAGUGUUCUCCAGCCCACCUACAUGGUGUUCUCAAGUUGGAAAAUAAACUUGGGGCACCAUUUUUUAAGUUUUCAGUUAAGUCACCAGAAGAUGUUUAUGUGGCAAAGACAUGGAAACCAGAUAAUACUUCAACUUGGGUCUACACCUUCCAUUCACUUCACCGUAGAAGAAAGAAUAAUGCUAGUGGAUGGGGAUUGAGAAAUGACAAUAAGGAAUCGUCUAUGGUGGGACAGAUGCAAGUUUCGUGUUAUCUAUGUACCGAAUUAAAAGGUGCUGGUGCUUAUGACAACUCUAUGGUGACAGAGUUCGUGUUGUAUGACAUCGCACAUCCAAUAAAAGGCAUUUCCUCUCAAGAUAGUUCCAAUUCAUCACCUGAUGUUGCUAAAGCACCCCCAGUUUCUGAUGAAAUUUUGUCUUGUGGUAAUCCUGAACUGGAUGAGGUCUCGACUAGCAAGAAGACUAAACUUCAACUUAAGCAUUCCCGUGACAGUGGUAACUUAGACUCAUCAACUCCACUUCCUCUGCAGGCAGCGGAAUUGCAUCCGGAGCUUGAAAUUGCAGCUAUAAUUAUGCAAGUUCCAUUUGAGAAGAGAGAGAGUCUGAAAUUUAAGAGUCAGGAUCGAGAGAAUGAUAAGCUGAUUUCUCAGUUGGUUGGUGUUGGUGGGCUCGAGCAGCGAAAGGCGGGUAUUUCUGAUUCUGCAAGUCCUGGAAAAAUGCAUGUUGUGAUUCCAUCUGGAAACCACAGUUUGCCAAGUAGUGAAAGUCGAGGCCCUUCUCCAUUACUAGAUAGAUGGCGGUUAGGUGGAGGAUGCGAUUGUGGGGGCUGGGACAUGGCGUGCCCUCUUAAUAUUUUCGGCAAUCCAAAUAUUCAAAUUUCUGUAGACCAUCACCCGGUGGAUAAUCAGCAUCCAUUGAAACUUUUUGUUCAGGGACGAAGAGAUGAUAUACCAGCAUUGACCAUGAGGGCAACUGAUGAUGGGCAAUAUGCUGUUGAUUUUCAUGCGCAGUUAUCUUCUCUACAAGCAUUCUCCAUUUGUGUUGCUAUUUUGCAUACUGCAGAAGCAUCCACCACAGUCGGGAAGGAGAGAAACAAACAAGUGUUGCAAUGUGAUUCCAUGAGGGUGUUCGCCGAGGAGGAAAUCAAAGGUUUGAUAGAUGCAAUAGUGGAUGAAGAUAAAUGCGAAGUUAACAAGAAAAUGGAAGAAGUCUUGCCAUCUUUCAUACUCAAUCCACCCUUCUCUCCAAUUGCUCGAGUAUAG
This is a messenger RNA of Fraxinus pennsylvanica, 2262 nucleotides long. The record is from the annotation of a GenBank genome assembly. Lineage: Eukaryota; Viridiplantae; Streptophyta; Magnoliopsida; Lamiales; Oleaceae.